AUGCAGCGGGUCCAUCUUCUCUGCUUCAGUCUCCUGUUGCCGGGAUGUAUCCUGGAUGUGCACGGCAGGAGCAACGUCCUCGACUGCUGCCUGCGGACAAGCGAGGUGCCCAUCCCAUGGUGGAUCGUGCAGGAUUACUGGCUCCAGCUGGUGCAGGAUGGCUGUGACAUCGAUGCUGCCGUAUUCAUCACCACAAAGGGCAAAUGCCUCUGUGCACCCCUCCAUUCCCCGUGGGUGAUUCGUCUCCAAAAGAGGCUGGAUGCCACCUUUGCCAAGAGGGGCAAGUAG
This is a messenger RNA of Lonchura striata (white-rumped munia), 288 nucleotides long. Lineage: Eukaryota; Metazoa; Chordata; Aves; Passeriformes; Estrildidae. The record is from RefSeq and is a predicted model, not a curated record.